Molecule: messenger RNA, 2880 nt
Organism: Malassezia japonica
Lineage: Eukaryota; Fungi; Basidiomycota; Malasseziomycetes; Malasseziales; Malasseziaceae
Exons: 1
Coding region: 1-2880 (959 amino acids)
Source: RefSeq, a predicted model, not a curated record
AUGCGCAAUGCCUAUAUUAUCGCUCAGUCGCAGCUCCUCCAGCUCGCCAAGCAGAUGGAGUACGACACCGACGUCACGGCGUGGGAGGAUGGCUGGGACGAGAACUUGGGCGAGUUCUGGAAAGAGCUCGCAAAGAACUCGUACCAGUCCCGCGACGAGUUCCUGUCCGGCAAGCCGGUCAGCACGGCCCAGAUCGUGGCCGACCUGUUCAAGUCGCCUCGCAAGCGUGGCAAGGCCAGUCCGCAAAAGGCCGCGCCGCGCCUGUCUGCGUCGCCACUGACGAAGCGCGCACUUGAAACGACCGCGCCACAGGCAAACACGGCCGACCUCUCGCACUCGGACGACGAAAUGCUCCUGUCGAGUGCACGCCAAAGCGACGGCCCUCGUGAUGCUGACCGCCUCUUGCCUCCGAGUGCCGGCGAUAUCCAUGAGCCGCAGCCGGAGCAGCGCGCCGAGGCACCCGCUGCACCGACCGAGGCGCCGGCCGACCGCAAGGUCCCGCUGCCGUCCACGACACCGGGCACAGGUCUACGCCCGAAGCGCACGCUGAGCAAGGCCACGCUCCGGAGCACAAAGAAGCCAGCCGAGGCGCCCGCGCCGACGCCCGCGCCUGCGCCGUCGUCCAAGGCGCCAACACAGCGGUUCCGCUCGAGCUUCCUCAACAAGAGCCUGCACAAGGCCAUCGAGGAGCGCAUUGCUGGUAGCGGAGGUGCUGCAGGCGACGACAGUCUCGAGCCAAGUCCAUUUGAUGAUAGCCACGAUCAUGCGCGCCCUGCCGACCAGGAGCCCGGGAAGGAGUCGGAACACAAAGAUACCAUGGAUACCACCCACCCCACAUCCCCGCCCCGGGACCCUUCGGGCCAGCUGGAUGCACUGCGCACACGCCUCGAGACCGCGCGGCGUACCAGCACCACGACACACACGCAUACCGUGCCGACGAUCCCCGAGGCGCACGUCGGCCGGCCCGCAGUGCGCCUGAGCGCCGCUCGGCCCGCAUUGAGCGAGGAUCGCGCGCGCCCUGCGACGCCAGAGCCCAACCAGGAACAGACGCCGGAACUGGGCAAGUCGACGACGCCGACGCGCACGGCAGACAGCAAAAAGGCGCCGUCGCAUCUGCCGGUGCCGUCGCCCAGCCGCGUGCACGCUUCACCGAGCCGUAUUCCGACAGCACUGCGCUCGCCGUCGCGUCUCGAGCGCCCUGGAUCGCGCCUCGAUGCGACGCCGUCACGCCUCGAGCGCCCGGGGUCGCGUCUCGAUCUCGCGCGGAAAGAGGCGCCGCGGGUGGACGGGGAGCGGCCGGAGUCGCGCAUCGGUAUGCUGCGGUCGCCGUCGCGCACUGGCCUCGAUCGCUCGCCGUCGCGCACGGCGCUGGACCGCUCGCCGUCGCGUACCGGACUUGACCGGAGCAUGUCGCGUGCCGAGCUCGAUCGCCCUGGUGUACCGCGUCUUGCUGCACGGACCGUGCCGCGCUCGCCCGCGCGCGCGCAGGCGCCUCCUGCGUCACCGUGGCGUAGGGCGGAGACGAAGCCUACUGCGCCGUCGUUUAUGCGCUCGACCGAAUCGCCGAGCCAUACGCCGCAGCGCCCUGUGCCGAGCCGCGAUGCGACACGCUCGCCUGGCCGCCUGCGUGACGACCUUCUCUCUCCUUUCCGUAUCGGAAAAGAGGCGCCGAGUGCGUCCAAGGCCCCGGCGAGCCCUCCCCGUUCCACGGCCAAGGUGCUGAACCGCAUCCCGACCGCGCGCUCAGUCCACCCCGCACGCCCUGCAUCGCCCAAGCUGACGAUGCAGGCGAGUCCCGGCGAGCGGGCGGCGGCCCCCUCUGGCUUUGGUGCGCGUGUCAAAGGGCUGCUUGGCCUCCAGACGAGCAACGCCAAAGGAGCACGCCCCGCGUCCCCCCAGCGCCCUGCAAGUGCGCUAGCCGUGGCGUCGCCUGCUGGCGUGCACCGCCCCGCGUCGCCCGAGUCGCCUGCGCGUGCCGUGCAUACGGCGCUCGGCAUCCACGACGAGGACGAAGAGGAUCUGCUAGCGCCCGGUGGUUUGCCCGGCGCCUUUGACGCGCCGCCCAAGGCUGAGGCGCCCGUGCGCAAAGUCGUGCUACCUGCGCGUCCCUCGGCGUCCAAGUCCAAAGGUGUGCUGGGCACGUCGCUGUCCUCUGCGGCCGUGCGUCCCAUCCCCCGUGUGCCUGCGCCGUCGCGCCAAUCCCAAAAUGUGCGCCCCUCGCCGAUGUCUUCCCGAGUAUCUGCGGCGCAGUCCUAUGCGUAUGAUGCAGAGGCCAAGCGGCGGAAGCUGUCGCAGCAGCCGCUGCACGAGUCGACCAACCAGGACGACCGUGUCUCGACCGAGUCAGCGCUCAAGAGCAAGCUCACGACGAGCGCCGGCACCGGAGCCGUGCGUCUGUCCAAAGUCGGGCAUACGACGGCGCGCCCUCCCAGUGUACGUCCCCCUACGAAUGCUACGCGUACGUGGACCAAACCCCCCGCGUCCAGCCGUUCCUCGGCGCUGAGCACGGCCAACGUCUUCCAGCAGCACUCGGCGGUGGCUGACGUGAGCAUGGAAGAGCUGCCCGACGUGCAGAGCGAAUACUCGGACUCGGACGACGAGGAUUCGAUCAAGAAGCGCAAGCUCGAGCCGUCCUGGACGCGUGGCCGCGAGCUCGAGGAUAUCCUGCUGCAGCAGUCGACGAUCGACCCUGACGAGAUCUUUGGGUGCCAAGUCGGUCCGGUGCCGCUCGAGACGAUGUUGCCGACGACAAAAAACGGCGAGGCCCGCACCUAUCGCAAGCGCACGAGCUCUGCGAACUGGAGCGGUCCCGAUGGCCUGGCGCAGUGGGAGAUUGACCGCUACAACGAGCGAAUGGGCAUCGACACCCGCCGAGCGUAG